ACAAACACUUAGAAUAUUAAGUCAAAGGAAGAAAAACCAAAAAACUACACACACACAUUUGUUCUUAUAAUGGGUAUUUCAAGUCUUUUGAGGAUUUAUUUUUUUGCACUAGCUUUGAAGAAUUUGGUUAAUAUUGUUAAUGGGCAGCCUUUGGUUCCAGCACUGUUUAUUUUUGGGGACUCAGUUGUUGAUGCAGGCAAUAAUAAUUACCUUAAAACUAUUGUCAAAGCAAAUUUCCCUCCUUAUGGAAGAGAUUUCCCUAAACACAUACCAACUGGGAGAUUUUGCAAUGGAAAGCUUGCCUCGGAUUUCACUGCUGAGAAUCUUGGCUUUACUUCGUAUCCACCAGCUUAUCUCAGCAAGAAAGCAAAAGGCAAGCAUCUUUUGAUUGGAGCCAAUUUUGCCUCAGGUUCAUCUGGUUACUAUGACACUACUGCUAAGCUAUAUGAUGCAAUUCCUUUGAGCAAACAGCUUGAAUAUUACAAAGAAUACCAGAAGAAGUUGGUGGUAAUUGCAGGGAAAGUAAAUGCUACAUCAAUAAUCAAUGGUUCAAUUCACUUAAUCAGUGCGAGAAGUAGUGAUUUUGUACAGAAUUACUAUAUUAAUCCUCUAGUUUACAAAGUUUACACUCCUGAUCAAUUCUCAGACAUCCUCAUCAAGUCCUACACCAAAUUCAUAUUGGAAUUGUAUGGAUUUGGAGCAAGGAAGAUUGGAGUGGCAAAUGUGCCACCAAUUGGAUGUGUACCAGCAGCCAUUACAAUAUUUGGCAAAGACAACAACAAUUGUGUCAAGAAGAUGAACAAAGUUGCAAUUUCAUUCAACAAGAAACUCAAUCACACAUCUAUCAAAUUGCAAAAGAAGCUUUCUGGUCUCAAUCUUGUUGUCAUGGAUAUCUACCAACCCCUCCUUGACCUUGUCACCCACCCAGCUGAUAAUGGUUUUUUUGAAGCAAGAAAGGCAUGUUGUGGGACAGGAUUGCUAGAAACAUCCAUAUUGUGCGAUGCCAAGUCUCCAGGGACAUGUGCCAAUGCAUCUGAAUAUGUUUUUUGGGACGGAUUUCAUCCAACUGAAGCUGCAAAUAAAGUCUUAUCUGAUGAUUUGCUAGCCAGUGGCAUAUCCCUCAUCUCUUGAUCAUUUUUUCUUCAUCCUCACGUUAUAAACUUAAAAAUUUAUUGUUGCUUGUGGACUCACAUUAUGUUAUGAUAAAUUCUUGUUUUUUUUUUUUUUUUUUUUUUUUUUUUUUUUGGUACUUACCCGAAUAAAUAAAAUCUUGUUUUUCUUACCCUUUUGUAUUUUGUUUUGGUUACGGUGUUGCCAAUGGAAUAUAUGACAGUACUGUUCAAACUUGUAAAA
Messenger RNA from Lycium ferocissimum, 1353 nucleotides. RefSeq names its product GDSL esterase/lipase At5g22810. NCBI's taxonomy places the organism in Eukaryota, Viridiplantae, Streptophyta, Magnoliopsida, Solanales, Solanaceae. The record is from RefSeq and is a predicted model, not a curated record. Gene Ontology annotation, molecular function: lipase activity. Gene Ontology annotation, biological process: lipid metabolic process.